UUCCAACCUUCCUGUUCUACUAAAAUUCCCAGUUUAGAAAUAGCAGGGCUAGCUAACCAGUCGAGGUAUAGAAAUUAUGGGAAGCAACCAAUCUAACCGCGGCAUUGUUGACGACUCCGACGGAUCCUCACAUGGAAAGAAGUCUCGCAUCAUGUCCUUCCAUUCCAAAGACCAGUGGAAGACACACUUCACUGCCUCUAAGCAAACUAAUAAGCUCGUAGUGAUUGAUUUCACGGCAACAUGGUGCGGUCCUUGUCGAUCGAUGGAGCCAGCCUUGAAAGAGUAUGCUGAUAAGUACACUGACGUCGAGUUUGUGAAACUUGAUGUGGACGAGUUACCGGAUGUGGCGAUGGAGUUUGGAGUGCAGGCGAUGCCUUCCUUUGUGUUUGUUAAGAAAGGAGAAGUAAUUGAUAGAGUUGUUGGGGCAAUGAAGGAUGAGCUCCAAAAGAAGAUAGAGAAACACAGGAAAUGAUUACCAUUCCUCACUGUUAUCCACCUCGGGUAGAUGAAGCCCCCCAGAUUGGAAAGAUACAGCUGACCAAAAUAAAGCCAGAAUAAGACUACUAAUAAGAGAUCUCUCACUUGGGGUUUUGGAGUUCUAUAUGGUUCAGUUUCCUUGUAUUCUUUCACGUUUCUUUGAAGUUUGUACUUCUCAGAGUUACUUUAAUUUAAGCAAAGAUAUUUACUUCUUCCGUAGA
Messenger RNA from Argentina anserina (silverweed cinquefoil), 698 nucleotides. Its product is annotated as thioredoxin H2-like. The transcript is spliced from 3 exons. Bases 77 to 472 code for a protein of 131 amino acids. The record is from RefSeq and is a predicted model, not a curated record. Lineage: Eukaryota; Viridiplantae; Streptophyta; Magnoliopsida; Rosales; Rosaceae.